This is a messenger RNA of Aureobasidium pullulans EXF-150, 592 nucleotides long. RefSeq lists its product as uncharacterized. The coding region runs from base 125 to 325 and encodes 66 amino acids. The record is from RefSeq and is a predicted model, not a curated record. The transcript has a single exon. Lineage: Eukaryota; Fungi; Ascomycota; Dothideomycetes; Dothideales; Saccotheciaceae.
AUUCUUAUCAACUCACACCCCAAAGAACCAAAAAGUCCUCAUCCCAAUCAAACCUAUCCAUCCGCCACCAACCCACCCUUUCCCCUUCUCUCAACCUCCUCCCUAUACCAAAAGAAAGAAAAAAAUGUGCAUCCAAUACUCACGAAAAUACUCCUGCGGCUGCUCCAUCAAAGAAGAAUUCCGCCAGUGCGGAAAACGCAGCGGCACAAAUGUCAAAUGCCAUCCCGUGGAAGACAAAGGGUUGGAGAAAUCGGGGCAUUAUUGUCGUGCACAUAUGGUUGCCAAGGGAAGUGGGAACGAGGAGAUGAAGAGGGUGGUCAAGUAGUAGGGUUUUUAGAAGGCUUGGGUUAGUGAGGGGGGAGCAGGGAGUGGAAAGUGGGUUAUAAGGAUUCGUGGGGAUUGGUAGGGAUGGGUUGGGAUGGUUGGUCGGUGGGUUUUGGAGGAUGCAUUUGGACAUUGGACUUGUGUGGUGGCCAUUGGGGUUGGGUUGAUAUUUGAUUAAUGGUAGAAAAGUCGGUCUCACAUGUACGGACAUUUCACAAGUCACAUGUCGCACUGAGAUACUGGAACGAUGAUUUGAUCAAAAGCAAAG